AUGGCCAAAAAGGCGCGUCAGAGGAUAAGCUAUGUUCUUGAACUCGACCAUUCGUCAUCUGGCGGCCAUAGACUCGGUGUAAACGGUCUUGCAGUAGACCGAGAUAACGCUAUCCUCUACUCUGGAGGUAGAGAUGGAGUUAUCUGUGCUUGGGAUCUGAACCUUGAUUUAAACGGGUAUUCCGAUCGAGGGCUUGCGUCUAGCCAAAAUGCAAAACCCCAACCGACUACCAAAUUCCGCGCAUCGACCCAAGCUCACACCCACUGGGUCAAUGACAUCGUUCUCGCUUCCAACAAUUCUGCCCUCGUCUCCGCAUCUUCCGACCUGACUGUAAAAGUAUGGCGACCCGAACUUGGGGACACCGAACCCCACACCAUCGGCCAACAUGCAGACUACGUUAAGUGUGUUGCGACACCAAGUUCCGCAGACUGGGUCGCAUCCGGUGGCCUUGAUAGAAAGAUAUAUCUCUGGGACCUCAAUGGCAAGGGGAAGUCCCUAGAAAUCGACGUUAGAGGCGAAGAUGUUAGCGAAAAGGCUUCCGUAUACGCCAUGUGUGUCAACCAGAAUAUUCUAGCUAGUGGGGGCCCAGAGUCAAUAGUACGGUUAUGGGACCCCAAGUCGGGGAAGAGGAUCACCAAGCUGGUUGGUCAUACCGACAAUAUCCGUGCUAUAUUAAUGAACGAGGCCGGCGACACUGUUAUGACCGCUAGCUCUGACCAGACCGUCAAAGUAUGGAGCGUCACCGCCGGCAGGUCUGGCUGUUUUUAUAGCAGCGACCGAUCUGGCCUUAUUGUCAAGACUGACACUAGAGGGACCGUGGAGAUGGACGAAGGCCUAUCCGUGGCCGUAGCUCAGGAACACGACGGGGUCAGCAAAUUGGUGGCUUGUGAGGACUACAUAUGGUCGGCUACCUCGAGCUCUUCUAUUAAUAGGUGGACAAAUGUUGAUACUGGCACCGAUGCUCUGCUCCCAGAGGCGUUUAGACACUUGCGGGCUAUUAACACAGUUUCGAGAUCGAGAAAGUCAUCCGCAGCAUCUGCAGAUGGGCAAGGAAAAAACGAAAUUCCAGCUAAGGCGGUAUUACGAAUAUCGAACACUGCAGCUUUCCCGCCGGAACUCGACGAUUCUUCUGAACCCAAUUUGAUGACUAGCGCGGUGUUUAGAAAAGACUCGGAGAUUCAUGAUGAUACCGUUGCCCCUGUUAUCGAGCCUAUACAUCACUUACCGGAAGAAACUAUCGAAGGGCAAAAUGGACUGGUGAAACAUAAACUCCUUAACGACCGACGACGAGUAUUGACUCUUGAUACUGCUGGUGAUGUAUUGUUGUGGGAUCUAAUUAAGUGCGAAGUUAUUCAGAGAUUCGGAAAGAAACACCUCGAAGAUGUUGAACCUGAGAUCAAUACUUUGGAAGCUGUUGCUCCUUGGUGUUCAAUCGAGACAAGUUCUGGCAACUUGACUGUCAUAUUAGAGCCCUUUAAUUGUUUUGAUGCUGAAAUGUAUGCCGAUGAGCUUAUCCUCAUAGAGCCCGUCGAAUUUCGAGAGGAUCAGAGAAUAAACCUUGGGAGGUGGAUUCUUCGAUAUUUAUUUGCGAAGUUAAUCGAUGAGGAAAUCAAGCGAGAUGAGAUCUAUAGACUGAAACUCAAUGAAGGCGUAGAGAAGCGCCAGACAGCUUCUCGACUGAACCCUCCGAUAUCAAUAACUAUACCUACCUCAAACAUGCGAGGGUGGCAAUCCAGCGACUCUCCAGCGACAACCCCAAGAGCGAAUGGAAUCAGUCACCCAUUGAGCCCUGGAUUGGCAAUUGGUGUGGCUACUCCUGCUCCUAACUUGGCAGUAGGGGGUUCCGAGAAUACAGCCGCGCCUGUCAGUCCUCUUGAAAAACCACCCCAGCAGGUGAACCAAUCAUCUAGUGACGAUUACUUCUCUGGUGGUAUCAGCUCAGCAGACACCCCUGCAAAAGCGGCGACGACCCCAGGAGCGACGGAGCAAGCACCUGCUAAAGAAGAAACAUCGAAGUCUCCGGUAGAGACCAAAGAUAAGGAGAAGGAGAAGGAUGUUAAAUCUCCUAGUACGCCCUUCGGCAAAAAAUUCCGAAUGGGCAUGUCUUUCGGGAGUAAGAAACUAGGAAGAUCAGCAUCUACUAACAUCGAGAAGCCUACCGUUACGGAAGAUAAGACAGAAGAGAAUAAGUCGGAAUCAUCUUCAAAUCAUGAAAAGGAGAUUGACGAUAAUUUUCGCGGUGUUGUCCAAAAGAUCCACAACGACUAUGAGAAGCAACUGCUAGAGACUCCGAAUAACCCAAUCGAGACUAAAAUAACGCCAGCUCUCCCCAUUGAUGCGCCAGUAUUGAAGCUCCCGCCCGGUACAAAGGUUAUCAUCCAAGAAGAGACGUCAGGCGGCAGUGCCAACUUGUAUAGGGGCACGGUGAUGAGUGUCGGUGUUGACGCAGAUAUCAUCGAAGAGAAAGCUCCUAUGUGGUUGGGCGAAGUCUUACUUACAAACACGAUUCCGCAGAAAGAUCCAGUUAAGGUCUCGUUCGUACUGCACCCUUGGAAGGAUUCGUUACCUAGUAUUGCGACCACAGAUGGAAACAACCGUCUUAAUGCGAAUAGAAUGUUAAGGGUAAAGAAAAUACUAGCAUAUGUGGCUGAGAGGAUUGACCCACAACCCGAAGAUCUCGAGCCCGAUGAUCUCAAACCUGAGGAAUACUUAGAACUGUAUUGCAACGAUCAGCUACUACCAAACAAUAUGAGCCUUGCAACACUGCGAGCUCAUAUUUGGAAGGGAGGCAACGAUGUAGUCUUGUAUUAUAAAGCGAAUGGUCGUAAGGAGAUUCCCAAAGAGCUCCCACAACCGACACUUGAUGACCCCGCGGUCUCAGAUCCUGGAGGGCAGCAGGCGAUACCACCUAUAGCUACUACCUUUCCGCCGCCGGCCCCAACCCUUCAGCGCUUCCCACAGCGGAAACUGGAUCACGGUGAACGGCACCUCGCGCAUCACGGUGAUGCCCCACCCUCGGUUAAUUCCCGCCAUACCCCCGUCAACCCUAUAUCCCGACGCCGUGAUAAUAUCGCACCCAAGGCCGCAGCACUCGAGCCCCCAUGCAAACCCGCUUGCGCGCGCUGCUUCACAACCUCAGUAGGCACACGGAUCGCGCAAGCCGCAACCUCGCCCAGACUCGCAGCAAGCAUAUCGUCGCUCUUCCCACUAGCACUAAUACUCCGCUCCUGCCGCCUCUUCGCUAGCACGCCCUUCACACCCUCGUACGUGCAGAAGAAAAACGCAGCGCCGGGCGCGCUGCCGACAACCGCGCUCCCCACGCCCCGGUAUAUCCCCCGGAAGCCGCCGGAGGGGAAGAAGCCGUCGCGCGACUGGAGGCGGGUUUUUAGAGUGUCGAGGGGGAAGAGGGAUAGGUCGACUGUGGUGCCGGCUAUGCCGCCGGCGAGGAGGGCCGUGGCGAAGGGGUUGGGACGACAUUGGGGGGUGUGGAUGGGUUGGUGGUGGGAUGUGAAUGGAAUGGGCACGCUCCACAAUGUUCUACAUACAAGUGCGAGGGCGAUUAGCGUCCUCGAGUUCAUGGACGCCGUGCGCGCCACUUGUAUUCCUCGGUUCCCUUAUGCUAGAGGGACGAGCCAUAGGCGAGUUGCCAUAGCUGUGAGUGGAGGCGUCGAUUCUAUGGCACUCGCCUUUCUCUGUUCUCAAGUGCGCAAGAUAGACCCUGACUUCAAGAUAUCUGAUAAUCCUGUAUCUGGAUUUCGGGGCAUCGUCGUUGACCAUGGGCUCCGCCAGGGGUCUAGAGAAGAGGGUCUCGCUGUUCUUAAGGUUCUCAAGGACAUGGGCUUGGUUGAUGAAUUGGUUGCUAUUAACUGGUCUAAGAUACUUGGCGAUUCUCAGCUUCCAAAGGACUUGCCUAACUUUGAGAGCGUCGCGCGCACUCAGCGGUACAGGAAGAUUGGAGCCGUGUGCGCCUUUCGAAACAUUGGUAGUCUUCUUCUAGCGCACCACGAGGACGAUCAGUAUGAGACCGUCCUCAUGCGCCUAUUAAAGGGGCACGGAAUUCGUGGCCUACGCGGUAUAAGGUCAGCCUGUGACAUCCCUGAGUGUCACGGCCUGUUUGGUGCUGAUAAGAGUGGUUUUGUGGACGAUCAAGCUCGCACCUUUCCUUUUCAUAACCUGACCCCUACUAGGAGAGAGCGGAAGCAUAUGCGACGAGAGUUUAGGAAUGCUAUUAGUAACCUCAUGGCUGAGGAGGAAACGGAGGACUGGGCCUCGACUGACUUCGAUAUGAAGGAAUUCUAUCAGACGAAAGACAUUCCAAUAUUUGCACCUAAAGACCUUCCCGUUGAAGAUGGUGGAGUUACCGUCUACCGGCCCCUGCUAGAAUUUAGCAAGGACCGUCUAAUUGCAACUUGUUUAGAGAACAAGGUUCCUUGGUGGGAAGAUGCCACCAAUACGGAUCCUACACUUACGAUGAGGAAUGCUGUCAGGCACCUAUACAAAGGUUACACCCUUCCUAAGGCUUUACAAAAACCAGCAAUCCUUAAUCUCUCGAAGAGGUGUGAGCGGAGAAUCCAGGCUCAGGAGGCUGAGGCGAAUAGACUGCUGAGACGGACUAUUAUUCACGAUCUUGAGCUGCUUACCGGAACUGUGACGGUCCAGUUUCCGAAAUUGGAGCUUCAUAUAGCGAGGAGAGAUUCCCGCUCGUACUUGAGACACCGAGCACGAUUGUUGAAGAAAAGGCAGAUUGCUGCCAUCCUUAUUCGCAAGAUUCUCUUGUUAGUCAGCCCGGAAUCACAGCCACCGCUUCUCUCGACCCUCGAAAAUCACGUUACGCGCCUCUUCCCGUCUCUUGCUCUCCCUGAAGAGCUACCCGUGGCUACACCUCCAAAGGCAUUCAGCAUUUCCGGCGUUUAUCUCGUACCAGUCGAGUCUAACCCUAGCGGUCCGGCCUCCACAAAGGCGGCAAAUCAACAACUAAGCUGGUAUCUUUCACGCGCCCCAUACCCCUCAAUACAACCGCUUCCAACCUUCCGUACGCCGUACUGGGCUACCAAGCGCAACAAAAAGGGGCGAUGGCUGAUGUGUAGUUGGAUGGAUUGGGCGCUAUGGGAUGGUCGGUACUGGUUUCAUAUCAAGCACCGAUUCCCCUAUCGCGUGCUCGUCUUGCCAUUUUUAAAAGAACACGCAAAAGCCUUUCGCGAGCAACUCCCGCCCGAAGACCAGAAGCAGCUGGCUACACUUCUCAAGCGCUAUGCUCCGGGUAAGGUCAGAUACACAAUCCCGGCUUUCUACCUCGAAGAGCCUCUCAGCCUCCUCGAUAUGGAGAACACCACCCCACGGCCCGGGUACCCGAUGCUCCCAUGGAAGGUAGUGAGUACGGAUAGUAACAGUGAGGAUAACAGUAGCGGGGGAGAGAGUGAGAACAACGAAAAACAAGAACCACGUUCUAUGCAUCCCACGAUCCUAGAUACUUCGAAGAUAAAGCUGCUUGCUCUCCCCACGCUGAAGAUCCAGCUCCCAGCGCUCGACAACUGGAUGUCGUACGAGACACGAUAUAGGAAGAUAGAUCGUCAGACACUCCGCACGGCGGGGACGUUUCAUAGGGGCUCGUUUGCGGGGCCGCGAGCGAGCACUUUGCGACUGUCGAAAAAGGGGUCAGAGGUGAAGAAGCCGCGUAGAUAUUUAGAUAGACGGCGAAAUAGAGGUAGACGCUAA
Molecule: messenger RNA, 5715 nt
Organism: Daldinia childiae
Lineage: Eukaryota; Fungi; Ascomycota; Sordariomycetes; Xylariales; Hypoxylaceae
Exons: 12
Coding region: 1-5715 (1904 amino acids)
Biological process (GO): protein deubiquitination; tRNA processing; double-strand break repair via homologous recombination
Molecular function (GO): ligase activity, forming carbon-nitrogen bonds; ubiquitin binding; ATP binding
Source: RefSeq, a predicted model, not a curated record